AUCUUCUUGAGGAGGAGAAGUCGUUGCAGCUGAAAAUAUCCAUCUACUCUGAGAAUCAUCUAACCUUUGUGCUUGGAGAAAGAAGGAUCAGCCCUGCACUGCGAUGGCGCGGUGGAUACUAGCAGGCUUGGGAUCGCUCGGAUCGUCCUUCAUCGGGAGCUUGAUGGGUAAGAUCAGCGACUAUGUGAUCGAAAGAGUUUCGGAGGAUCCCGGAGUCGCUGACCUCCACAAGCUGAGGAACACUCUUUCGGGGACUGAGCGCAUCAUCGGCAGAGUCGAGAACAUGUGGAUUAAAGAUGAUAACACGAAAAAGCGAUUGAAGGAAUUGCUGAUGAAACUGAAGGACACUGUUUAUGAGGCUGACGACUUGCUUGAUGAGAUCCAGUUCCGGGUUCUGAAGCAACAGAUCGAGCAACAAGGAGCUCAGGGGUAUGAGGCAAGUAACCAAUCAUCUUCUUCUUCUGAUCUCCCUCCGAGUAUAAAAAGAAAAUUUUCUGAACGUGUCGGUCGCCUCUUCGGUAGAGAAGAUGAUGUGAUUAGAGUGAGGGAAAUUCAGAUGACGUUAGAUGAAUAUACUACUGACAUCGAGCAUUUCAUUGAUAAAUUAGAUGAUGAUGAGAAACAGAUGAUAACGUCAGUAGUGCCUCGAACCACCACUUCCUUUCCGAUAGAAACUCAAGUAUUCGGACGAGACGAACAGCUGAAUCACCUUCUGGAACAGUUGAUGAAAUCUGCCGACGGAUCCGGAUCCAGCAACAGUAGCAUCUCUACCUUAACUAUUGUUGGGAUCGGCGGGGUCGGAAAGACUACUCUUGCUCAGCAAGCCUACAACCACGAGAGGGUGAAGAACUAUUUUCAGCAUGAGGUCUGGGUCUGUGUAUCAGACAACUUCAACGUGGAAAGGCUUACCAAAGAGAUCAUAGAAUCCAUAACCGAGAAUAAGUGUGAUCUCAGCAACCUUGAUACACUUCAAGUGGUUCUUAAGAAGAACUUGACCUCAAAAAGGUUCCUGCUUGUCCUCGACGAUGUGUGGAACGAGGACAGUCUGAAAUGGGAAAGAUUUUGUGCACCAUUGAGGUACGGAGAACCAGGAAGCAAGAUUUUGGUUACAACUCGCUCUAAAAAGAUUGCAGAAAUGGUUGGCAAUCCGAUCCCUCUAGGAGGUCUGGCUGAAGCCAGCUAUUGGAAAUUGUUCAAGAAAUGUGCAUUUGGUUCCGAAGACGCCGGUGAAUUUCCACAUCUAGAAGCCAUAGCAAAGAAGAUCGCUGGCAGGUUGAAGGGGUUGCCACUUGCGGCAAGGACGGUAGGCGGGUUGUUGAAGACGCAGAUGAAUGAGGAGCACUGGAGAAUCAUCGCAGGGAGUGAAAUCUGGCAACUACAGCAAGACGAACAGGGUGUCCUGCCAGUCCUACAAUUGAGCUAUCAAUGUCUUCCCUCACACCUUAAGCAGUGUUUUGUUUUCUGUUCCCUCUUCCUCAAAGAUCUUCCGUUUGAUGAACGAGACUUGAUCCGGCUUUGGAUGGCAGAAGGCUACGUUGCUCAAAACAACAAUGUGACGAUGGAGGAUACAGGAAGCCGCUACUUCCUCGACUUAGUGAACAGGUUUUUCUUUCAGGAAGCUCCUGUGGGAUCGAAAUAUGUGAUGCAUGAUCUCAUACAUGAUCUUGCUCAAUUUAUUUCAGAGGGGGAGUUUUGCAGGAUCGAUGAUGAUGAGUGGAAAGAGAUCCCUAAUACGACUCGUCAUUUGUCAGUAAUCGAUGGAACUAAUUUCCUGGAGUUUUACUGUAAUGAAAAAUUACGGACCCUUAUGAUCAAUUAUAAAAUUCAUUGGUAUGUCGAUAGCUCUUUGUUCCUCCGGUUUGAAAGAUUAAAAAAUAUUCGAGUGUUGAUAUUACAAAGCUGUGGCUUGUGGGAGUUGCCCGAGACAAUUGGUGGCUCGAUACAUCUCCGCUACCUUGACAUAUCCCAUAACAUUUUCUUUUCGAGGUUGCCGGAGUCAUUAUUUGGUCUUUACAAUUUGCGAGUGCUGAAUCUGUUGGAAUGUGCACUACAGAGUUUACCGUACGGCAUGAGCAAGUUGAUCAACUUGAUGCAUCUUAAUGCGGAAGAUAAAAUAAUUUCCGAGAUAAAUGAUGUUGGGAAGCUGACUUCUCUUCGAGGAUUGUCUUCAUUCAAAGUACUCAAGGAUCAGGGACACGAGGUUGCCCAAUUAGGCAGUCUGAAACAACUUCACGGACAACUUCGAAUUACCAACCUCGAGAACGUUGAGAGUAAACAAGAAGCAGGCAUGGCUAAUCUGAACAACAAACAGUACCUUGAUGCAUUGGCCUUAGAAUGGACAUCAGAUGAUGGCUCCAGUUUGGAUGGCAAUGAAUUAGUUGUGUUGGAGGAGGUAUUCGAAGGUCUCCAACCACUUCAGGCUCUCAAAAGUUUGACGAUCAGAGGGUAUAAUGGUGUCAGAUCACCCAGUUGGCUGCAGGCACAAUCGUUAACGAAUCUGGCAACUCUUAGAUUGAUAAACUGCAAAGCAUGGAAGGAUCUUUCAUGCAUUGGACAGCUACCGAAUCUCAAGAACUUUUAUGUGGAGGGAAUGCCUGCAGUGAAACAAAUAAGUCAUGAAUUAAGUACAGAAAGCAAGUUCUUGCAUAAUCUGGAAAUGCCAGACCAAGGCAAGUGUUUUCCAUGCUUGGAAGAGCUCACGUUCAAGGACAUGCCAGAAUGGGAAGAGUGGUCUUGUGCUGAUGGCCGACAGCUGUUUCCCUACUUGCAAAAUCUUAAAAUUGUACGAUGCCCGAGGCUUAAGAGGAUGCCUCCCCUCCCUCCUUCACUUAAAUCACUGUCGUUAUGUCAAGUCGGGUUAACAGAAGUUCUUGAGGACAUCCCAAAAUGUGAGGGACUCCCUUGUCUUGAUCAACUGCCGAGUCUGAAGGUUCUUCGCAUCGAGAGAAUGCCAGUAUUUCCUAGAGACCAACGCAAGUAUUUUCCUAGCUUGGAGGAGCUCACGUUCAGGGACAUGCCAGAAUGGGAAGAGUGGUCUUGGGCUGAUGGUCGACAGCUGUUUCCCUGCUUGCGGAAACUUGAAAUUAAAAGAUGCCCGAAGCUUAAGAGGAUGCCUCCCCUCCCUCCUUCACUUGAGUCACUGUUAUUAUCUCAAGUCGGGUUGACAGAAGUUCCAAGAUUAUUGGAAGAAAUCGAUGGAAGUAGUAGCAGUAUGACCGUUUCAGAAUUGAAAAUAUAUAGUCUUAAAAAGGUCGAGAUGGAGGACAUCCCAGAAUGUGAGGGACUCCCUUGUCUUGGACAACUGCCGAGUCUCAAGGUUCUUCGCAUCGAGAGAAUGCCAGCAGUAAAGAAGGUGGGCGAUGGAUUCUUUGGUUCUAGAGACCAAAGCAAGUGUUUUCCUAGCUUGAAGGAGCUCACGAUCAGGGACAUGCCACAAUGGGAAGAGUGGUCUUGGGCUGAUGGUCGACAGCUGUUUCCCUGCUUGCGGAAACUUGAAAUUAAAAGAUGCCCGAAGCUUAAGAGGAUGCCUCCCCUCCCUCCUUCACUUGAGUCACUGUUAUUAUCUCAAGUCGGGUUGACAGAAGUUCCAAGAUUAUGGGAAGAAAUCGAUGGAAGUAGUAGCAGUAUGACCGUUUCAGAAUUGAAAAUAUAUAGUCUUAAAAAGGUCAAGCUGGAGGACAUCCCAGAAUGUGAGGGACUCCCUUGUCUUGGACAACUGCCGAGUCUCAAGGUUCUUCGCAUCGAGAGAAUGCCAACAGUAAAGAAGGUGGGCGAUGGAUUCUUUGGUUCUAGAGACCAAAGCAAGUGUUUUCCUAGCUUGAAGGAGCUCACGAUCAGGGACAUGCCACAAUGGGAAGAGUGGUCUUGGGCUGAUGGCCGACAGCUGUUUCCCUGCUUGCGAAAACUUCAAAUUGAAAGAUGCCCGAGGCUUAAGAGGAUGCCUCUCCUCCCUCCACUCAAAACAUUAAGAUUAUGUGAAGUCGGAUUGACAGAAGUUGCAGGGUUACGGGAAGGAAUCCAUGGAGGCGGCAUUUGUGUAACUGCUUCUCGUUCAUCAUUGGAAAUAAAUCAAUGUCCAAAUCUAAGAAAUCUGCAAGAAGGGUUGCUAUCGCACAGCUUCCCAAAUAUCGGUGACAUUGCGAUAUUGGAAUGCGCGGAACUCGUGUUGCUGCCGGUGAAGGAGUUUAAAGAACUCACCUCCCUUGAGAAGUUGUCAAUCUGCAGCUGCCCGAAGCUCUUGAGCAUGACGAGAGAUGGGGACAUUAACAUCUGCCUCCCACCCUCGAUCAAGGAACUAGUGCUGUCUGACUGUGGGAAUCUGGGAAAAUUGCUACUGGGCUGCCUGCACAACUUGACCUCACUCACUCGAUUGGAAAUAGGCGACUGCCGGUGCAUAGAGUCUCUACCAGCGACGUCGCUGCUUCACCUGAAACGACUUCAAUAUCUGAAAUUUUGGAAAUGUGGUGAGCUGAGAUCAAAAGACGAGUUGUUGCUGAAUGAAGGGAAUGAGCAAGUGGAGGGUUCGUCGGUAACUGAAUUAUGCAUCGACGACACAGCCCUGUUCAAACUAUCGCUCUUAAGAAGGACACUUCCAUCCGUCCGUGCUCUCAGAAUCUUAAACUUUCAUCGAGCGACGAUGUCUGAUGAGGAGGAGCAGUUGUUGCGAAGCCUCACAGCUCUCAGAGUGCUAGAAUUCGAGGAUUGCAAGAAUCUACAAUCGCUCCCGAGAGAGUUGCAUGCCUUUCCCUCCAUCUGUCUUCUAAUAAUAAUUGGAUGUCCGGAGAUUCAGUCGCUACCUGAGAAGGGGCUGCCGACGUCCCUCAGGAAUCUAAUUUUCGUUGGCUGCCAUCCCAUGCUGAGUGAGCAGCUGAAAAAGCACUUGGACGAGAUGAAGAGCUCGGGUCGAUUUUUGGCUCUUGACCGAUUGGAGAUACAUGAAGAUAAAAGGAUUAGCUCUAGAUAUGUCUUGAAGAACUAUUCAGAGAAGAACUAUUCAGAAGAAGAAGAAGAAGAAGAAGAAUUUUCAGAUAAAAGGAGUAGCUCUAGAUAUGUCUUGAAGAACUAUUCAGAAGAAGAAGAAGAAGAAGAAGAAGAAUUUUCAGAUAAAAGGAGUAGCUCUAGAUAUGUCUUGAAGAACUAUUCAGAGAAGAACUAUUCAGAAGAAGAAGAAGAAGAAGAAGAAGAAGAAGAAUUGUCCGAGUAACAAGAAGAGGAAUUGUCCAAGUAACAGUAUUGUACAUUUAGAUUACUUUGUAUAUGUGCUAUUUAGAGAUCAAUAUUAUGAACUUUUUAGAAGUUAUUGAAUUUGAUGUGCUAUUUCGACUUGAAUAUUAUGAACUUUUAAGGAGUUAUUGAAUUUGUUGUA
Musa acuminata AAA Group (dessert banana) is the source of this 5365-nucleotide messenger RNA. Its product is annotated as putative disease resistance RPP13-like protein 1. Gene Ontology annotation, biological process: defense response to other organism. Gene Ontology annotation, molecular function: ADP binding. Lineage: Eukaryota; Viridiplantae; Streptophyta; Magnoliopsida; Zingiberales; Musaceae. The record is from RefSeq and is a predicted model, not a curated record.